AUGUCUGCUCCUGAAGCCGCUGCAUCUGCGGGGCAAGACAAUGCGGAUUCCCACGCCGAACUAAAUGUGUCCAAGCUUCAUUCUCUCCCCUCCGAGCAGCAAGACCUGUACCUCCUGAGGUUUACCGCGGAUCUCGUUCAAUAUGCUGCAACACUCGAUAAAGUAGGCCUAUCUUCCAAACAAAGGUCAAUCAUCCAGGAACUCUUUAAAAUAUUGAAGCUCCCAUCGCCCAGCCCUACUAGAGUGAUACGAAAUAAUAUUGGCCGAUGCUUCAACGCCAUCUUCAGCAAGGGCGACCGAAGCACGCUCUAUGACAGUGUCACACAGCUUUUGGGGAUACUCAAUGCAGGAAAGAGUGAUUGGGAGCUGAAGACUAAGCAUGCGGCAGCUGUCGCGAUAGGCGAUAUCUAUGCGAGUGCUGGAGACAGUCUGUUCACACAGUCAAGUGUCGUCUGUUCUGCCCUGUUGAGGCUAUUCAAGUCGGCCCAAAACCAUGCAGGGUUGAGAAUUUCAUUAUAUACGGCCUUGAAAAAGGUGAUUGGAGGGAUCAGCUCACCCGCGGAUGAGCAGACAGCGAAGGAUAUCUGGAAGCAUGCUCGAAAUACAGCCACGAACGACAAGGCCAUCGCCGCCCAAGUGAGUGCCUGUUAUUGCCUUGAGCAGUUGAUUAAGAGCACACCAUAUUUUGGAACUCUAGCCGAUUUUGAGAACCUCAAAGCUACAGUUUGGAAAGUGAUUGACAGCCCCAGUCCCUCCGUAAGGCAUGCAGCCGCCUCAUGCCUUGCGGCCUUUCUGAUCAAAGCUCACGCAAAUGGAAACCAGGCGCAGGAAGUGCCGACCAUUCGACGGCCCAAAAAGCAACCAAAGAAACAGACAACUUCCCCUGACGGUGAUGGAGUACCUGAGCGAGCGCAAUCGCCGCAACCCCCUGCAGGCCGAAAAGUGGACCUUCAUAUUUCGUUCAAACUCCCUGAGCUUUUAAAACAACUUUCUUUGCAGUACUGCCGAAGCUCAACAGGCAACCGUGCAAGGGCAGGAAUUUGUAUGUGUUAUAAGCAGAUCCUCAGAGGUCUCGGUAAUGCCUUUGUUGAAGAGCAUUAUGCGGAAAUUGCCGGUCAUUUUCUAGUUACCCUAUUAAGCCACCCAACCAUAACUUACAAUCGGUACCGACUCCUGAUGACCAGGCAAUUUAUCAGGAACUUGCUGGAGGAUACUGUGGGCUGUGAGAUACUUCGCGAAAACAGUCGAAUUAACGCCGCCAAAUGGCUGGUUAAUGGCGUGCUCAAAGAUUAUCCGAAAGUAGUCCAAGAGCGACCCGAACCAAGCAAGUACACUUUAACAUGCACCCUGAGUGCAUUGUCUGCCAUUAUAUCCUCGUUAGGCUCUGCCAUCGCGAUUAUCGGAGACAGCUGUCGUGAUGCGCUACUCCAAAUACUCCAGCAUCCUAGUUACACCGUUCAAAUACACACUGCCAGGUGUUUGCGCAACUUUGUCCUUGCUUGUCCUCAGCAACUCCUCUUUUGUGUGACUGUCUGCAUGAAUAGCCUCAACAGAGAGAUUGGUCAGCUAUCCACUCCACGACAUUCCAAUAGACGAUGCCUUGGAUAUGCCCACGGUUUAGCGUCUAUGCUAAGUACCUCUCGACUGCAGCCACUGUAUGGCUCCGUCGAUGUAUACGCACGGGUCCUAUCACGAGCUACAGAUCUCCUAAAAACAAGUAGUAGCUUGGAAUUGAGAAUUGCAAGCACACAAAUACAGGUUGCAUGGAUUUUAAUUGGAGGUCUAAUGCCGCUUGGACCUAGCUUCACUAAAAUACACCUCAACCAGCUACUCCUGUUAUGGAAAAAUGCACUUCCAAAACCGUUGCCUAAAGAUAACCUGGCUCAACGCGGUCCUCUGGAGAUGAGUUUUCUGGCCCACGUCCGAGAAUGCGCCCUCGGUUCAAUCUACGUUUUUUUAGAGUUUAAUAGCAACCUCGUAACAGCAGACGGAUCAAGACGUAUUGCUGCAAUGCUUCAGAAUACGGUGAUGUUUUUGGACAACCUACCCAAACUCAAAUCCGCGGAAGAUUUAUCUCAACGGCUAUCGCCCUCGCUACAAUUAAAGGAUUUCGCUACAAUGAUUCGUCGACGUGUAUUGCAGUGUUUUUCCAAGAUAGUCAAUGUAGACCAUGCGAAUUCAGAAGUUCUUUCUUUGCCGAAUAUCUUAGGUCUGGCAAUCUCAUCAUUUGCUGAUCCAGAGGUUGUCUCGGCAAAUCCAUUUGAUACAUCCAUUGCUAGUUCGACUACUCACUUCGAUAACAUAUGGGAUCUUGACGAUAAUUUUGGAUUUGGUGUAACCGGUUUAGCACAUGAGUAUGUUGUCGAGAUCAUCUCUGGGCGUCGCAAAGGAGAUAACUCGCCCGGUUGGAUAGCAGUGGAAUUGUCUGACCAAGCAAUUGACCAUAUCUUAUUGUCCCCUACAUGCCAAGCAAUGGAGCAUGACUCUGUACUCCUCUAUUCGGUGAUUGAUCGAGAUGGCGGCUCGUACUCGGACCCUUCCGACACUGAAGUUGUAAAUGCUGCAAUAGAUUUAUUUGCGAAGGCGUUGCCAUUACAAUCCCCCAAGGUUCAGGAAAGUAGUGUAGAGCAAAUAGCCACAUUACUCUCUGCCCAAAGUCUAAACCGCAACCCUGGGCGAAGAUCAGCCAUGACCGUCAAUAUUGCUGUGGCCCUGCUCCUUACUCUUAAAAUUGCCGUGAAGGAGACCCCAUCGGCGCCUGGGAGCUUGAGAUAUCCGGCAACUGAGAAGGUUAUGCAGGAGCUUAUUCAGACAUUUGCUAUCCACGCCGAUCCUAUUGUACGGUAUAUAGGAUCCGAAGCGCUAGGAUUGUUAUGCAAUAGCUCCGGCAAUGCCUUUACGAAUAGCCAAAUCAAUUCCCUAGUCGAUUUGAUUGUCGAAAACCGAGAUCCUAGCACGCGUGCUGGGUGUGCAACUGCUCUAGGUUGUAUUCACUCUCAAGUUGGUGGCAUGGCAGCUGGUUUCCAUUUGAAAACCAUUGUGGGCGUCCUCAUGUCGCUCUGUAGCGAUCCACAUCCGAUAGUUCAUUUUUGGGCAUUAGAAGGCGUAGGGCGAGUGGCAGAAUCUGCAGGUUUGACAUUUUCAGCCUACGUGUCAAGCACCCUCGGCAUGCUUGCUAGGUUGUAUAUAGCCGAUACCCAUAACGAAGAGGCCUCGUCAGUGACAACAUCCAAUCUGGAAGCCGCAUUUCCCACUCCUGUAUCUAUUAGCCGUUGUGUUGAUUCGUUGAUCAACGUGCUUGGUCCGGAUUUACGGGAUAUUUCAAAAACUCGAGAACUAAUUUUCACACUCGUCAAGGAAUUUCAGCUUGAAAAGUCAACAGCCUUGGUAGUAGAAAGCUCUAAAUGUUUGGACCAUUUAUCUUUAUAUGCCCCAAGCCACUUGGACUUCUCAGCCUAUGUUCGAUGGCUUCAACAAGAACUUGCAUCCAAAAAAGCGUCCAUGCAGGAUGCCUCUAUUCGAGGUUUCAACAACUUGAUGAAAAGGGAUGCCGAUUUGGUUGUUCGGACUGCCUUGCCAAGUCUUGAGGAUGAAUUUUGGCUCGCCUUUGACACUGCGACGGAUAACGAAGCGUUAAAAAACAUUAUCCACAAUUGGAUGCAGCAAACUGGGCUCACGGAUACAGAUGUUUGGAUACAACGGUUUCAGAAAGUCCUCACGAAGACACGAUCGAAACAACACGAUGUUCCUCAACCCGCCACGGUCAAUACCGCUCCUAUUCAUGAUAUUGCAGACGACGAAGUAGCGGGAUUUGCUGCAGCCGUUGGAGGGGAGCCCGGCGAACCAGCCAACGAGUCUUCCUCUGGUCAGGAACUGCUAAGGUGGCAAACCAGAAAUUUCGUUAUGAGUUGCUUAAGUGAGCUUUUGUCCAUGGUCAGCAAAGAACUAUUGCCCGAUCAAACAAUCCCCGCGGAAAUGGCCCUGCAAGAAAGAGUUGGCGAUAUCAUUCGAAUGGCGUUUUCUGCAUCAACUGCCAAUGUCAUCGAACUUCGAGUUUGGGGUUUGAAGAUAAUUGAUCAAAUAUUGAAGAUGUUUGGCAAAACGCCAGAUCCCGAUUUUGCAGAAGCGUCACUCUUGGAACAAUAUCAAGCUCAGAUUAGCUCCGCAUUAACUCCCGCAUUUGCAGCGGACUCGUCAUCUGAGUUAGCCUCGGAGGCGAUUAAUGUUUGCGCAACCUUCGUUGGUACUGGAAUCGUAACUAACGUGGAUCGCAUGGGUCGUAUUUUCAAACUGCUAGUUGUUGGCCUCGACAACUUUGCGAACAGGAAUGACGCCACAGAGAUCGGUGAUCUCAAUGGGCUUAAUUAUAAUGCGCGUGUUAUGGUGAAGCUUGCGCUCUUCUCUGCUUGGGCUAAAUUACAGAUAGCAAGCAACGACCAGAAUUGGCUGGCUCAGAUUGUGCAACCGUAUACCGCUAUUCUCACUCCGCUUUGGCUUGCCUCCCUCCAGGAAUUUGCACGCCUCAGAUUUGAACCAGAAAUAUCCAGCACUCUUGGCCCUAGCGUGUCUGACAAUCUGGACGAAGUGUAUGCAGCAUUGAACCGGGAAACAUUAUUGAAGUUUUAUCAAGAUUCCUGGCUGAAUUUUGUUGAUGCGAUCGCUAGUUUGGUUGAGAAAGAUAGCGAUUUUGUUUUUGAUGCCCUCGACGGGAAACUCGAACCGUCAAAAGAAGUAGUAACUCCGGAUAAACCCCAAGCAAAUGGCGAGAAGGAUAAAGGAACCCAUAUAAACUAUCGUGACGAACCGGUCGCCUUCUUUUUCAUUCUCUUUGGCCUUGCCUUCGAGGCCCUUGUUACUCAAAGCCAUGAACAAUCAAAUCAGUCACUGGAAAUCCUGCGAGCCUUGCGAAAAAUCCUGCAUCCAUCUGUUGCAGGAAAUGCAGUGUACCAACCCGCUGUAUUUUCUGAAACAAUGGAUACGUUGGACAGAUUAGUGAUGACCGAAGGUUCCAGUGUGCAAACAGUCAUUGUCCAAAUGGCACGAGAUCUGGCUCUGCACCAUCACUCUGCGCUCAACAACCAGCCUCGCUCUGACAAUCUAUCGGACGAUAUUGAGCAACUUUUCGAACUCACACGAAACAUUACUCUUGUUCUUACAGGGCUCCUACCCAAUUUCGGUGAAUCUCCAACACACACUCGUUUUUAUGUAUCCGAUGAAGCGGCGUCCCUUAUUACACUAUCCCUCUCCUCGCUUGUCGAUGUCACCUCUGUUUUCCCCUCCAUCAUCCGCGCCGAUCUCCGCGCCUGUAUCCUCCAUAUCUUCACCACAAUCCUGGCCACAGGCAUCUGCCAAGCCGAAGUGGUCCCCCAAGCUCUCCCCAUAUUUCGCCGUUUCAUCCAGGGCAUCACCCGCCCAUCAAUGUCAACCGCUACUCCCCCUACACUCACCAACUCCAACUCCACAGCCUCACCUCCUCCCGCAGAAGCCCCGGAAAUUGUCUCUCGUCAAAUUCGCGGUUGCAUCUCCCGUCUUCUCCACACCCUCACAAUUGCCCAGCGCCGCGAAUCUGAGACCUCCCUCCCUUGCGCCAAAAACACACUUUUAUCCCUAACCAUCAUACUGACAACAAGCAGCCAUGUAAUUCCACCCCAAGAUCCCUUAAUCCCUCGCAUACUGUCCGAGUUUCUCGAUUGUUUACAAGACUUGGGCCUCGCUACCGUCGCUGCGGGUUGCCUCCGCUCCAUCCUUCUCAGCCCAUCCCCCCAGACUACUCGCUCCCCGACAGACGACGCUAUAGCUCGUUUCCUCCUCCCACGACUCAUCGCAUUCAUCAUGAGCCUUCCCACUAACGAACUUCAGGCACCUGUCGACCCCGAAAAUGUCAAGGGAACUGUCACCCUUACGCUCGCCUCCUUUAUUGGGUUAGGGACAAUUGCGCCAGCGAAUGUGCCGAUGGCAAUGGCUCUACUUAUCCCGGCGCUUCUGAUGCGCGCUAGGAAUGAAGGGGAAGGCACUUAUAAGGAAAUAGCUGCUGCGCUUCUUGAGCUAGCAAAGGUCGAUGCACAGACAUUUAGGGGUAUGGUGACCCGGAUGGAUGCUGAGCAACGAUCAUUUACAGAGGAGAUUCUGAGAAAGGGGGGAAUUGGGGGUGGAGGCGGGAAACAAGGCAAUGAUGGUGCUGAAGGAGCAGAUGGUGAAGAACAAAAUGUGCCGAGCAUUGCAUUGCGGAUGGACUUUUAG
Histoplasma capsulatum G186AR is the source of this 6240-nucleotide messenger RNA. Its product is annotated as HEAT repeat protein. Lineage: Eukaryota; Fungi; Ascomycota; Eurotiomycetes; Onygenales; Ajellomycetaceae. The record is from RefSeq and is a predicted model, not a curated record. Gene Ontology annotation, cellular component: endocytic vesicle; membrane; Golgi apparatus. The transcript is spliced from 6 exons. Gene Ontology annotation, biological process: intracellular protein localization; endocytosis; retrograde transport, endosome to Golgi. The coding region runs from base 1 to 6240 and encodes 2079 amino acids.